ACGUGUAUUUAUCGGAAUCCGGAACCAGUUGUCGUAAAUACUGUCGUAAAGGUCCUAACGUUAAACAGAACCAGGAACUUCACCGCCCGGUUUGUUUUCAUCCUUUGAAAUGGCCUCAGCUCCAACACCACAACUGACCCUUACUGUUGAGCAGGCCAGAGUGGUGCUUAGUGAGGUCAUCCAGGCCUUCUCUGUACCAGAAAACGUUGCACGGAUGGAGGAGGCAAGGGAAAGUGCCUGCAAUGACAUGGGGAAGAUGCUGCAGCUUGUCCUUCCUGUAGCCACACAGAUUCAACAAGAGGUUAUCAAAGCCUAUGGCUUCAACAAUGAGGGAGAGGGUGUACUGAAAUUUGCCAGAUUAGUAAAGAUGUACGAAACUCAGGACCCAGAGAUUGCUGCCAUGUCGGCGAAACUGAAGUCCCUCCUGUUGCCGCCCCUGUCCACACCACCGAUUGGAGGGGCCAUACCAGCCUCAUGAGGAAUGGAAUGUCAGAAUGGAAUAUCAAAAUGGAAGCUUGUAACAUUCAUAAACUGCCAACUGGCCAUUUGAUUGCCCUUAUUCAUUGUAUCAGUCGUUCCAGAAGCCUGCCUGCACUGCAUCCCAAUUUCAUUGUUUAAAUCCAUGUUGUAAGUAGUGUUUUACCUUUUUACAUUGAAUGCAUAAUUGUAGUGAGGUUGCUGGAAUGGUGUUAUGGUCACAGUAUUUAUUUAGCAGGUUCCAGGGCUCCAGAAUAACUUUUUUCCCUAUCCUUCUCACACUCAUUGGCCUGCUACAGAUGCCGGAUUCGAUGACACGCCCCUUCCCCGUUUAACGUGUACAAAUACAAAGUCUAAAAAGGGCAAAAUUCAGUCGCACUCAAAUUUUGGUCGCAAAAGAGGACCAUUUGGUUGCAGUCUGGAGCCCUGGGAUAAAUUGUUUGUCAUUCACAAUAACCCACUUAAAUGCCAUCAUUUUAUAAUGUGUCAGAUAUUGACAAAUGUCUUUAUGUAUUAAAAUUGUAAAAGAUAACUUUCCGUCUGUUCUGAUCAUCAUGCAUCACAAACCAAACUGGCACCAUUAUAAAUGUAUACAUAUAACUUUAUUAUUGUGACUCGACGUUUGGAAACUGUUUAUAGGUUGUAAAUUGUUAAAAAUUAAAUAGCAUCUCGUCUCUCACCUUUCACCCACUCACACAGUGAAUACAAUCAUACGUUUUACCGGGCCAGCAUAUAAACUUCACGUCCAGCCCCUCCCUCUGUUGUGCAUCGAGUUUGAGAACAGAUGUGACAUGCGUGACUGGAAGUGUUCAUAUAAAUAAAAGAUUCAUAGAUAUACAUUUACACACAAAAUAUCAUAGUGCCUCAUAUUGCUUUGCGUGGCCCAGGCCAUUUGAAAGAGAUGUGGUUCUCGUGCUGCUCCCUGUGGAGGAGUGGUCCUCAGUCCUUUCUGCUCGGGGAUGGGUCACAACAUUUGAAGGAAGCUUGGGGUGGUUGAAGGUGGUUGAUCACAUCUCAAAGUGGCGAAAGAUGCCUUCAAUGUAUCCCAGUACCCUCUGCCAGUUGGGUCCGUCUGCUUUGAGCAUCUCCUCCACCGUCUGCCACAUUGCGGUCAUUUAAAGCAUGUCACAGAUAAACCCCCAAGGUUCUAAUGUUAAGGCCUAUA
Messenger RNA from Gadus chalcogrammus (walleye pollock), 1642 nucleotides. RefSeq names its product gene rich cluster, C10 gene (gene grcc10). The record is from RefSeq and is a predicted model, not a curated record. NCBI's taxonomy places the organism in Eukaryota, Metazoa, Chordata, Actinopteri, Gadiformes, Gadidae. Gene Ontology annotation, biological process: post-embryonic development. The transcript has 4 exons. Bases 110 to 478 code for a protein of 122 amino acids.